UGGGUUUGGGGUAACAGCCGCUGCCACAGACUGUAGCUGAAUUCGGGCGGCGGCGUUGUUUACGGACCAAGGCAGGAGGGAUGGUCGGGUGGGAGAAAGGGCUCCGCAUCCAUUUUGAGCCGGGGAGCUGCUGGCUCGAGGAGGAAGAUGUUGAUAUCCCCAAUAGACGUGUCCUGAUUACUGGUGCCACUGGACUCCUUGGCAGAGCUGUUUAUAAAGAAUUUAAAGUAAAUCAUUGGCACACUCUUGGCUGUGGCUAUAGUAGAGCUCGACCUUUGUUUGAACAAGUUAAUCUUUUAGAUACUGCUGCUAUUCACAGUGUAAUCCAAGAUUUUCAGCCUCAUGUGAUAAUACAUUGUGCAGCUGAGAGAAGGCCAGAUAUUGUAGACAGUCAACCAGAUGCUGCUGUUCAACUCAAUGUGACUGCUUCAGGAAUUAUAGCAAAAGAAGCAGCUCAAGUGGAAGCAUUUCUGAUCUACAUUAGUACAGACUAUGUAUUUGAUGGAACAAACCCUCCAUACAAGGAGAAUGAUGUACCAAAUCCUCUAAAUCUCUAUGGCAGAACCAAACUAGAAGGUGAAAGAGCAGUCUUAAAAAACAAUGAAGGUGCGGCCAUCCUUAGAAUCCCUAUUUUAUAUGGAGAAGUUGAAAAGCUGGAAGAGAGUGCUGUGACAAUUAUGUUUGAUAAGGUGCAAUUCAAUAACAAAUCAGCCAAUAUGGACCACUGGCAGCAAAGGUUUCCAACAUAUGUCAAGGAUGUAGCCAUUGUUUGCCGACAGCUAGCUGAGAGAAGAAUGAUGGAUCCAUCCAUUAAGGGAACAUUCCACUGGUCUGGUAAUGAACAGAUGACUAAGUUUGAAAUGGCACGUGCUAUGGCUGAUGCUUUCAAUCUUCCUAAUAGCCACUUAAGACCGAUUACAGAUAGCCCAGUGCUGGGUGCUCCUCGUCCUAAGAAUGCUCAGCUUGACUGUUCCCGUCUUCUGAUGUUGGGCAUUGGUCAUCAUACUCCGUUUCAAGUUGGGAUCAAGGAAUCACUUUGGCCUUUCCUUACUGACAAGAGAUGGAGACAGACAGUGUUCCACUAGCUUGUAAAUAUUUUAGUGUAAGUAUGGUAUAUGAUGCACUUUUUUAAAAAGGGGAGAAAAUAGUUUUGUAUUCAGCAUUCUGUGUUUCAAGUUGAA
Molecule: messenger RNA, 1181 nt
Organism: Notechis scutatus (mainland tiger snake)
Lineage: Eukaryota; Metazoa; Chordata; Lepidosauria; Squamata; Elapidae
Gene: MAT2B
Product: methionine adenosyltransferase 2 non-catalytic beta subunit
Biological process (GO): S-adenosylmethionine biosynthetic process
Cellular component (GO): methionine adenosyltransferase complex
Molecular function (GO): methionine adenosyltransferase regulator activity
Source: RefSeq, a predicted model, not a curated record